Penicillium atrosanguineum is the source of this 330-nucleotide messenger RNA. RefSeq lists its product as uncharacterized. The transcript is spliced from 2 exons. Gene Ontology annotation, cellular component: mitochondrial inner membrane peptidase complex. Lineage: Eukaryota; Fungi; Ascomycota; Eurotiomycetes; Eurotiales; Aspergillaceae. The record is from RefSeq and is a predicted model, not a curated record. Bases 1 to 330 code for a protein of 109 amino acids.
AUGGCGCCUCUCGUCCCCGUCUUUUCCGCAGAAACCCUGCACGAUCAUGUCAACAUCACCCAGCGCAAUUUUCAAGACAAGCGUCGCAAAGGCCCGGAGAUCAACCUCAAAGAGUGCGCGCUCCUCGAGAUGAUGCAGUACUCUUGCAAUCCGCCAUCAGGAGAAAUUCCACAACCGGGAGUGAUUACGUGCAAGCCGGUGGUGCGCUUGUUUCGACGUACUGAACUACUCUCGACAAGCUGCGCCGGCGGAUUGACGGUAGAAACGACAUCAUGGGAACGACUUGGACAAGAGGCAAACAAAACACAAAAUGCGGGCUCGAAAUCGUGA